Messenger RNA from Rhipicephalus sanguineus (brown dog tick), 1184 nucleotides. Its product is annotated as tissue factor pathway inhibitor 2-like. The record is from RefSeq and is a predicted model, not a curated record. NCBI's taxonomy places the organism in Eukaryota, Metazoa, Arthropoda, Arachnida, Ixodida, Ixodidae. The coding region runs from base 67 to 990 and encodes 307 amino acids. The transcript has 6 exons. Gene Ontology annotation, molecular function: serine-type endopeptidase inhibitor activity.
CAACCGAGAAAGCGCACAGUUUCUUCACUCGCGGUGUUUCAGCCGGUGAAAAAGAAAACAGCUUCUAUGUAUUUACUUGUUUAUCUGCCAUCAUUGAUUCUGCUUACAGGGACGCGUUGUGCUUCUUCGUGGGAUGACUAUUCCGAGAAAGCGUAUUCUGGGGAAGAGUAUUCCGAGGAAGUGACGAGACGGCUCCCUCCUAACGAGUGCAUAAAGAAGCCCCAGAGUGACGGAAAUUCUACCAGAACUCAUCUGAUGUAUUUCUACAACAGCACCGCUGCUCGAUGCGAGGCGUACGCCGCAGACUUACGUGGCGACGCAGAGCUACCAGACCUCGCCGAAAACAGUUUUCAAACGAAAGAAGAGUGCAACAAAAAGUGCAGAGAUCCACACUAUGGAACGUGCGGUGGCCAAAAGAAUGACAGCAUCUGUUGGAAGUUGCGCGAAGUGGAGCGACGAUUUUGGUUUGAUCCUGAUAAUAGGACAUGUAAGCCUUACAUGUAUGGGGGUUGCGACCCGAACAGCAACACAUACCGCACGAAGUUGGAGUGCCUUCAAGAUUGCGCAGAGUUUAUCGAAAACCGCUGCGCCGUUCCGAUAGACGAAGGCGACUGCUUCGACGAGGAGGUUCGCUACGGCUACAACCCCGUAUAUCAAGACUGUGAACGGUUCAACUACACUGGCUGCGGAGGCAACCAAAACAACUUCAAGGUGGCGAAAGACUGCUGGCUUACGUGCGCAAACAAAUCCAGAUGCCUGAAGCAUACGGAAGAGCACAGCGGAUGGUACAGGCCAUACACGAGCUAUUUCUACGAUGUCAACGAGAGCAAAUGCAAACGAACGAAAACUUUUUUUCGGAAGAGCUUUGCUCACAAAUUCAACAGAUUUGGAAGCAUGGCAGAGUGCGAACGAAACUGCAUGCGAAUAUACAAACCACGGAGGAAGCAGUUUUCCUUCCUCCAUGAUACAGACGCAAUAAGCCACGGAUAAGAGUGCAGAUGCAUCCCGGUAUGAGACUGUGAAGGCAAUGUGAGGACGAACACCAAGUUGAUACACAAAUGACGAAUAUUUGAGAACGGUACGCUGGUUACCGUGCCUUUUGCACACGUGCCUGCAACACUGGAACAAACAAUGGAUGCAUCAAUGCCAGUGCAAAAAAUUUAUUUGCCAAAUAAACGUAACUU